This is a messenger RNA of Condylostylus longicornis, 3349 nucleotides long. RefSeq names its product nardilysin. Gene Ontology annotation, molecular function: metal ion binding; metalloendopeptidase activity. Bases 29 to 3199 code for a protein of 1056 amino acids. Gene Ontology annotation, biological process: proteolysis. The record is from RefSeq and is a predicted model, not a curated record. Lineage: Eukaryota; Metazoa; Arthropoda; Insecta; Diptera; Dolichopodidae. The transcript has 13 exons.
AAAGGUAGUUUUUUCUAACAAUAUAUGUAUGUAUAAAAUUGACGUGUCAAAAGUUUUAAAUAAAAAUAAUCAAAUAAGAUUUUUUUCGGAAAAUUAUUUUUUAAAUAUGUCUAUCGAAUAUUUAAAUAAACCGGACCAGUCAGAAAGUGAUAAAAAGGAUUAUAGGCUUAUUCGGUUAUCAAAUGGUAUAAAAAUUCUUCUGGUGUCCGAUCCAUCUCCCGUACCAGAAUGCGACACAAGUGAUUCAUCUGAUUCGAAUUCAAGCGAAGAUUCUUUAGAUGAAAGCGAAGAAGAAAUGUCAAUAAAUUCCACGUCAACUGAAAGCGAACAGUCUGAUGAGGAUGACGAUUCUGACGAUGAAGGUGACGAAAGACUGGCAGCUUGUGCCCUCAUGGUUGACGUUGGCUCGUUCUCAGAUCCUCGACAUAUACAGGGCUUGUCCCAUUUUUUGGAACACAUGAUUUUUAUGGGAUCAGAAGCAUUUCCAGAAGAAAAUGCGUACGAUUCGCAUAUAAAGAAAUGUGGUGGCUUCGAUAACGCUGAUACUGAUUGUGAAGAAACCUCCUUUUAUUUUGAAGUACCCGAUGAACAUUUGGAAAGUUCUAUCGAGAGGUUUGUUUCCUUAUUUGAAGCGCCUUUAAUGAAAAAGGAAGCAAUUACAAGAGAAAGAGAUGCUGUUGAAUCGGAAUUCCAGCAAUCGCUGCAGGAUGAUGAGCAAAGACGAAGUCAAAUCUUAGCGAGUGAAAUGGGAAAUUCAAGUCAUCCUUGCAGUAUAUUUACUUGGGGAAACUCAAAAACACUUAAAGAUGAUAUUGAUGAAGAAAAAUUGUUUGAAGAGCUUCAUGACUACAGAAAACGUCAUUACAGCGCCCACAGAAUGUAUUGCUGCAUCCAAGCCAGAUUACCUUUGGAUGAGUUAGAGCGCAUGGCGUCCAAAUAUUUUUCCAAGAUUCACAAUAAUAAUCUUUCUGGUACUUACAAUGGUACUUUUAAUGAAAAGAACGCUUUUAAAAAUGAAUUUUACGAAAAUGUGAUAUUCAUUAAACCAGUUUCAAACAUUAUUAGGAUUGAUUUUACGUGGUGCUUACCACCUCUUAUUGAGGAAUAUAAAACGAAACCUCACCACUACUUGGCUUAUCUAUUUGGUUACGAAGGAGUCGGAAGUUUAUGUGCUUAUUUACGCAAAAAGUUAUGGGCUUUAGAAAUGAUAGCUGGUGUUGACGAUUCAGGAUUUGAAUUUAAUUCCAUGUACUCUUUGUUUAAUGUUUGUAUUUCUUUAACAGAAAACGGAUUCGAAAAUAUAGAAAAAGUAUUAUCUGCUAUGUAUUCUUACAUUAAACUUAUUGCGAAUGUUGGAUGUAGCAGAAACCUUUUCAAAGAAUUAAAAACUAUUGAGGAAAUUGAUUUCCGUUAUCAAACAGAGAGGUGCGCUUUUGAUAAUGUACAAGACUUGGUUAUAAAUAUGAAAUAUUAUUCUGCAAAAGAUAUAUUAACUGGUCCAAAUUUAUACUUUGAAUAUAAUGAAAAUUCUAUCAAUAAACUAAUAGAAUUAAUUUCAACUAGUAAAUUUAAUAUAACUGUAACAUCCUAUUUAAAAUAUGAUGGAAUUUGUUAUGAUAAAUGUGAAAAGUGGUUUGGAACAGAAUAUUGCAGUAUGAAAAUGCCUCAAUCGUGGAUUGAUUUAUAUGAUAAUGCUCCGAUUAUGUCUGAAUUACAUUUUCCAUUGCCGAACCAAUUUAUAUCAACAGAUUUUCGCAUAUUUUGGAAAGAAAUGAAUUGUCCAAACUUAUCAGUUUAUCCAAAAAAAAUAGUGCAUUCCGAUACUUGCGAGCUUUGGUUUCGACAAGAUAAUAAAUUUCUUCUACCAGAAGCCUAUAUGUAUUUUUAUUUUAUAACACCUUUAGUUUUGCAGAAUAGUAAAAAUGCUGUUUUAUUAACACUAUAUAGUCACAUUGUUAAAUUUGAAUUGGUGGAACAAUUGUAUCCAGCUACUAUUGCGAGUCUAAAUUAUCAAUAUUAUUGCUCAGAUAAAGGCAUAGUACUAAAGGUAAGUGGAUAUAACGAAAAACUUCACCUGAUUGUAGACAUCAUAACAAAAACUAUGUCAAAUAUUAACGAAUACUUCACCUUGGAACAGUUGAAUGUAUACAAGAAGUAUCAACAGAAAAACUAUUUCAAUUUUUUGAUGAAACCUAAAAGUUUGAAUAAAGAUAUAAGGUUAAAAAUUUUGGAAAAAAUUCGUUGGUCAGUUCAUGAAAAAUACAACUUAAUUGAAAGUAUAUCUUUAGAGGAUAUUAAGGAAUUUGCUUCGAAUUUGUUUAAAGAAAUGAAAAUACAAGCACUUAUUCAAGGAAAUUUAAAGGAAGAAGCAGCUCAUAAUGUAAUGAAUUCCGUGCUUACAAAUUUAAAGUGUUCAAAAAUUCAAAACAUUAAACAAAUAGAGUCUUUGACUUGUCAAUUACCAAUAGGAUCAAAUUAUGUUAUUUGCAAUGCAGUUAAUAAUAAUGAUUGUAACACAGUCGUAACAAAUUUUUAUCAAAUGGGCCCUUGCACUUUAAAAUUAGAGUGUUUAUUAGACCUAUUAUUAAUGCUGGUAGAAGAACCACUCUUUGACAUUUUGCGAACAAAAGAACAAUUGGGAUACGAUAUUUCAGCCACAGUUCGCAAUAAUUCUGGCAUAUUAGGAUAUUCAAUAACAGUUAAUUCUCAGGAAAACAAAUUUUCUUGUUCUUUUGUACAAACAAGAAUUGAAACGUUUCGAGUUAAAAUGAUGACAAUUUUGGAAGACAUGGAAGAUGAAGAAUUUGAACAUGUUAAACAAUCUUUAAUAAAAACAAAACAAGUUUCGGAUACCGAAUUGAAAGAUGAAGUUUCUCGUAAUUGGAGUGAAAUUACUUCUGAAGAAUAUAUUUUUGAUCGUUUAAAGCAAGAAAUUGAAUGCCUUCGAAAUAUUACAAAGCAAGAUAUUAUCAAUUUCUGCUUAAACUAUGAGAAAAAUAACCUACGUAAAUUAUCAGUACAGGUUAUUGGAAGUACGUCGUCAAACGCAGUUUCCGAAAAUGAAAUUGAAGCAAUAGACAACAGAAUCGAAUUAAAAUUGAUCAAGAAUGAAAGUUCAACUAUUUUCGAUAUUGAAGAUUUUAAGAAGAAUUUAAACGUAUAUCCAGUAACAAAAACUUUAAUUGAUUUUCCAAAUUAGUUCUUUAUAAGUAAUCAUUAAAAUUUUCUUCUUCUAAUUGAUCAUCAGCAUAGGCUACCGGCUUAUUCUCAACUCCUUCCUCGUCGUCAGAGCUUUCAUUCCCAGGAUGCUUAAGGUACACCUCACUGACAUUUGAAUUCGGAUACUAAA